Molecule: messenger RNA, 2400 nt
Organism: Mycosarcoma maydis (corn smut)
Lineage: Eukaryota; Fungi; Basidiomycota; Ustilaginomycetes; Ustilaginales
Exons: 1
Coding region: 1-2400 (799 amino acids)
Biological process (GO): protein N-linked glycosylation
Cellular component (GO): endoplasmic reticulum membrane
Molecular function (GO): GDP-Man:Man(3)GlcNAc(2)-PP-Dol alpha-1,2-mannosyltransferase activity
Source: RefSeq, a predicted model, not a curated record
AUGGAGCGUCUACUCAACCUACAGACGGCACUCUCACUCGGCUAUGUCGGCUCGAUGAUCGGUGGUGCCUAUCUAUGCUCGCUCUACAUGCUGCCGUCCAACUGUUCGCUCAAAACGCGUCUCAUCUAUCUGUGGCUAUCGUUCGACUGCAUCUGCCACCUCGCGCUAGAGGGGUGGUUCGUCUACCUAUCGACGCAAUCGCGCACGGUGAAUUCGUGCUCGGGCUUGUUCGCAUACGUCUGGCAGGAGUACGCGGCAGCGGAUGCAAGAUGGGGAACCGCCGACCCGACGCUGGUCUCGAUGGAAUGGGUUACCGUGCUGCUGGCUGGGCCGUUGGCCGGCUACUGCGCAUGGCUGUUGCGCAAGCACGAUGCGACUUACCAUUUCUGGGUGGUCGUGCUGAGCACGGCUGAACUGUACGGUGGAUGGAUGACGUUUGCUCCGGAAUGGUUGACGGGCAGUCGCGCAUUGGCGACCUCCGACUGGCUGUUGCUGUGGGUGUAUCUGGUGUUGAUGAAUUUGGUUUGGGUGGUAGUGCCCGCGUGGUUGAUGGUGGAUAGCUAUGCGUUUGUGGCCAACAGCUUGAGCGAGACCAAGCUCGUGGAUUGCACACUUGAAUCAGUACAACCAACACCAAGUAAGACCAAGCUGGAGCCAAGCACGAAACGUGUCACUGGGAUGCGCGCCAUAUCUGGCUCGGCGUACCUGUUGCUCGUCGCAGCACUGUUUGUCUAUAUCAUGCCAGUCGGUGUGUCUGCCACGAGCCAGCAAGCGUACGAUCCGCUCGGGACGACAACGCUGCUCCCAAUACCCAGCAAGCGAACCGAGUCGAUGCUGACCACACUGUACGGCGUGCUGGUGCCGCUACUACUGCCGCUCGGACUGUUGGGCUUUUCAUUCACAGUGGGAGCGAUUCAGGUGGCGGAUAAAGCACUUCGCAAGGUACGCAAAACGAAUCGCACCAGGCGGCGCAAACUGCUCGCCUCGAUCGGGAUCGAUGAGAAAGUAGAAGCAUCGAGUCGCACACUGAUCGGGUUCUUCCAUCCGUACUGCAACGCGGGCGGAGGCGGCGAACGUGUGCUGUACGAAGCGGUACAGCUGCACCUCUCUCUGGAUGCGCAAUGCGUCGUGGUUAUCUACACGGGCGAUUUGGAUUCGGCCUCGAAAACCGAGAUUCUCGAGAAAGCGUCUUCUCGAUUCGGGAUCACGCUGGAUGCGGAUCGGAUCAUCAUGGUGGCGCUCACGCGGCGGUGGAUGGUGCAAGACUCGACGUGGAAGAGGUUUACGCUGCUGGGCCAAUCGUACGGCUCGGUAUGGUUGGCGUUGGAAGCUCUGUCGUCACUGAUCCCGGAUGUGUACAUCGACACGAUGGGGUAUGCAUUCAGCUAUCCGGUGGCUCGACUCUUGGCGCGUCGGAUGCCAAUCGGAGCGUACGUGCACUAUCCGAUCGUGUCGACAGACAUGCUGCAUCGCGUAGCAUGUCGAGAGGCAGCACAUACCAACGCCAGCGUUGCGCAUUCGCGUGUGCGCACCAUGCUCAAGCUGUACUACUACAGACUGUUGGCGCGCUUGUACAGUUGGGCGUUGAAGCGAGCCGAUGUGAUCGUCGCCAAUGGCAGCUGGACCAGAGCACACCUGGAACAGCUUACCCGCCGCAAGGUGGAGCGUGUAUUUCCGCCGUGCGAUACCGAAGAAAUGGCGCAGUUCGGCGUCGAGCGCACCUCGCGCACCGUGGUAUCGCUCGCUCAGUUUCGGCCCGAGAAGGAUCACGCAAUGCAACUGCACAUCCUCAAGAGCCUGCUCACCUCGCAUCCGCACUGGUUCACUUCAUCCCCCGCCGUCAAGUUGAUCCUCAUGGGCUCGUCUCGCAACGCAGACGACCAACAACGCAUCGCCAACUUGCGAAGCUUAUCCACUUCGCUCGGCUUAGAUGCGCAUGUCGAAUUUGUCGUCAACGCCCCCUUCUCGCACAUCCUACAAACACUCAGCACCGCCAGCAUCGGCUUGAGCACCAUGAAGGACGAACACUUUGGCAUCAACGUGGUCGAAUUCAUGGCUAGCGCUCUCAUCACACUCAGCCACAAAAGCGCUGGCCCUUGGUUGGAUAUCGCUUGUCCAUCCAAGAACCACCAAUUGCCCACCACACCUGUCACUCGCGCGCAGCCCGCAGUAGGAUACCACGCAGAAUCCGUCGACGAGUUCGCCGCUGUACUGGUCAACAUCUUUGAAACGCAGCUUGUUGAUCCGCAACAGCUGACGCACAUGAGGUCCGCUGCUAGACUCAGGGCGCAGUCCGUAUUCAGUAGACACGCCUUCAUCCACGCUUGGCAACAAUGUCUCUGGUCCAAACUGCAACUCAAGCUAGACUCGCAACAGCACCACAACAUGAAACUCGAAUGA